AUGUACAGAGCCUCCCCCAUGAGCCCUCGUCCAGACCUGUUCAUUGCUGUAACCAGGCCUUUCCAUUACUACUUUCAUCCCCGCUUCUUUCUUGCUCAUCUUGCACAGUUGCAAUUGUUUGCCCAGACUCAACUGUUCAAUAAAUUUUACGUUGCCUGUGGUCGUUAUUUUGAUGGCGAUGUUGAUGGUGAUAUUGGUGGUGAUGAUGAGGUUGAUAGCGGUGAUGUUGAUGUUGCCAAAUUUUAUAAGUAUGCUGUUGAGGAUGAUGAUGCUGAUUAUGUAAUUCUGUUGGAGAACACGGUCGUGAAGUUAAUGUUGAUGAUAGUGCUUAUACUGAGCCUGUGUAAAAUUGUGAGGAUGAUAAUGAUACGGAUGAAGAUGGUGAUGCCUGAUCUGAAUACUAAUUAG
Molecule: messenger RNA, 408 nt
Organism: Protopolystoma xenopodis
Lineage: Eukaryota; Metazoa; Platyhelminthes; Monogenea; Polystomatidea; Polystomatidae
Source: the annotation of a GenBank genome assembly